Molecule: messenger RNA, 14179 nt
Organism: Podarcis lilfordi (Lilford's wall lizard)
Lineage: Eukaryota; Metazoa; Chordata; Lepidosauria; Squamata; Lacertidae
Source: the annotation of a GenBank genome assembly
GACAGCCACUUCCGGCUCCGCCAUGACUGCGGCGCCGCCUUUGCUUCCGAAUCUUCGCCCUUCGCGGCCUUUUUGCCGCGGCCCCGCUUCUCUUCCUGCUGGUGCAGCCGGGACUCGCCUCCCGCCCCUCGACCUCCCUUUCUCUGGGAGCAAGGAAAACAUCAAGGCAGUUUAACCCGGAAGUCAGAUGGAGGCGUCUCCUCUUCCGGUUUCUAUCUCUGUGGGCCACGGCGCGUCCGCUUCUUUUUCCGGGGCGUGUCUUGGGAUCCGGAUGCUGAGGCGGGAGCGCCGCGGAGGUGCGUUCCCUCCUCCUCUCUGUGGCAGGAAGGAGGCCCGGGAGGCGCCCGGCGCGAAUAAGGAAGAGCGACGGCGUCCCGGGGGCAAGGCGCCUUCUCUCUUGACGAGAAACUCCCAGCCAGUCGCCUUUCGAAGAGGCGGCGCUGCUCCGCAAGGUCGAAUCAGCGGCUGCGGCGCUUUCCUCGCCAGCAGCCAAUGAGAGGAAAUGGAACGCCUCCUGGGGGCGUGGCGGUGGGCGGGGGCGCGUCCGUUGCCAAGGCGACCGCUUGCAGGAGGCGCUCGAGGCGGGCAGGUGAGCCGAAAGGCGGGGAUGGUCCCGUGACGUCAUCCUCCCUCGCUCUCCCCCUCCCCAACCGAGCGGCUGCCUGCGGAACUCGCGGCCUCGGGACGCGGCGCCGAAGGGCGGGCCAAGCCGCAGAGGGAGCCUCCACGCCCAGCGGCAGUCUGUCUGCGCGGAAGGGGGAGUGAAGCGCAGCAGGCGGGACUCGGCUCUCCGUCCCCGUCUGAUCCUGCAAGAGCCUGGCUGGGGAGCGGACCGGACCCCUUGGGAGGGGCUGGGGGAGCGCGUGACCCCCCAUGGCUCCCCCCGCCAGGCCCCUUGGCCCCUGCGGCCGUGGGGUAGGGGGUGUUUCCCGCUGCCCCCUGCCUCUGACCUCGAGCGCCCUCUUCCGCUCCCUCUCCCCGCAGGGAUCUCCCGGGGCUCAUGGCCCACCGGCGCCUGGCGGAGGCGCUGCGGGUCUCGCGGGACUUGGUGGUGAGCGGGUGCGGCACGGCCGGGGUGUGGCCGGUCGAAGGGGACUCCUGCUGCCCCAGCAGCCUGGCCUGCCUGCGGCAAGUGCCCCUUGGCAAGGAUGCACAUGGAAUCUACAGCCUCUGCUUUGCCCCGGGUGGGGGGCAGCUGGCAGCCGGCUUUGGCAACGGCUCUGUGCAGGUGAGCGGGGACGGGGCAGCUCCCAAGUGGGUCCUGCAGACCUUGGCCAAAGGGCUUGCAGGGUGGAAGAUGCGGAAGGGGUUGGCUUGAGGGGCCCUUGCUGGCGGAUUGAGGGUGAGGGGACCUCUGGGUGCCCCAAGGGGGCAAUUGAGCCGCCCUGGGCUCUCCCCGCCUUAGCCCAGUGGGUGGAGAGACAGCCGAAACUCCUGCCCCCCUCUCUGCAUGGGGCCCCAUCUAUCCUGCCCUCCUCUCCUUCCCCCAGCUGGUGGAUGCCUCCAGGGGCUUGCCCGGCCCCUCCUUGUUCCCGGGGCACCGCACACGGCAAGCGGUCACUGCUCUGAAGUUCCACCGGGCAAAGCCAGGCCUGUUGCUGGCUGCUGGGGCGGAUGGCACCAUCUCCAUCUAUGACCUGCUCUCACACUACCCUCUGGCUUCCUGGACAGGUAUGGUGGGGUGGGGUGGGGAGGGAGUCCAGCCCUCAGGCACUGGGCCUAGGCUGGGGGACCCCUGCUGCUGCCCUGGACCUCCUCUCUCCUUCUGCUCCCCAGAGACGGAGAACGAGAUCAACGCCAUGGACUUCUGCCGGGACGGAAGCUCCUUUGCCACAGCAGGCAAAGAUCGCCAUAUCCGACUCUAUGACAGCCACACCAACCAGGUGAGCCUGCAGUGCUGGUGGGCUGAGAUCUGGAGAUCUGCACCCUCUGGGUCCGUGGGAUGCUCUUCGUCCGCCUGCCUCUAACGCUUCUCUCCCACUCUGCAGCUCUUUCACAUCAUGCAUGCCCCAGAUUUCAUGGCCGGGGAUGAGUUCACACCCCUCAGCGGACACUCGCGGCGGAUCUUUGCCUUGCGCUUCCACCCCACAGAGCUGCAUCUCUUUCUGACGGGUGGCUGGGAUAAUUCUGUCAAGGUCAGUCCUCGGGAAGGCAAUCUGUGCGCACGGGCACUUCCUGACCUUCUCUUGCUGCUUUUCUGCACCUGUGGGGCAGUGGGGACCGGCCUCUGCCUCCUGCAUACAGGGGAUACACAGUUCACCCUUUUGCUCUUCCCUGUGCCAGGUGUGGGACAAGCGGGUGUCCAAAGGUGCAAGGAGUGUGAUCAACGGGCCUCACAUCUGUGGCCCCGGGAUUGAUGUGAAGGUGAGGAGCUGGAGGGAGGGGAGCUGGGUUUCCGCCUCUGCGGCACAGCGGUUCAGAAGAGCCUCACUGGCUCAUCACUUUUAUCUAGUGGGGUUCUUAUGGUCUAGAUUUUUAUUUAUUUAUUUAUUUAUUUAUUGGACUUUUUGUCCAGGUUUCUCUCUCAAAAAAGCCCCGGGUGGCAGAACAGAAAAACUACAACAGAAAAACUUUAAAAUAUGUUUAAACAAUCACACACUUUCACUGCUAAAUAAUAUUAAGGUUGCCAGAAAUGAUGGAAUUCAGGCAUCAAGCGUCUGGGUGAACUGAGAUGCUUUAACAUCCUGCCUAAAUGUCCAUAAGGAGGAAAACAGGUGCACCUCCCCAAGGAUGGGGGCAUUUCACAAGCAGGAAGCCGCUCUGGAGAUGGGCGUAUGGAGGGUCGGCACCAGUCGGGUACCCCCCCGCCCCCCGCCUGCAGUCCCACCAUCAGGACCUCCUCCUGCCAAGUGCAAGGUCUGAGGUGGUCCCUCUUGGAAGGGGGCAUCCCUGGGGUCCUUCGACCCCAAGCCACUUAGGUUUUUGCAUGGUAGUUCUUGGUGCUUUUAGGAUUGGUGACCAAGGGCUCCAUUCGUUGAGCUGGUGGCCCCCUUCUGCACUCCGUGCAGCUUCCACACACCUUCAAGGGUGGCCCCACAUGGAGCAUAUUGCAGUAGUCCAAGCGGGAGUUCCCUGCAACUAUUGCAGUUGAGGAAAAGCUGUGGCUGGCGGAGUCUUAGCCAGGUGCAAGCACUCCCAUGAUUAACUUUAUUAACAUGUGUCAGGGGUUCAGGAGCAGAGGCAAGGGCAAGGGAGGAAACAGAGAGCGAGGGGGAGGAGGCAGAAGAAAAGAUGAGUGAUGACGACGACCCGAGAUCUCCGAGUCUUUCCAGUGAAUCAGAAGAUUCACAGAAAGGAGCACCAGUGGCCAGGGCAAGGGGGAGCCUAGGGGACGCCCCAGGAAGAUAGAGCCAGAGGGGACUCAGAGGGGAGCAGUUGGAAAUCGGGACCAGCGUCACCGCCAGAGAGCAGGGAAGAGGAAGGGAGCCAGGGAUCAAGCGCUGGCAGCUCACAACAGGGGGGAGGGCACGAGUCAGGAGUGGCCACACCUCCAUCGGGGAGCGAAGAAACGGUCAGACGGAAGGUGGAAGGUUGGGCGCGCGCGCCAAGUUCAAAUGCACAGGAAGGUGGCACAGUAGGCAGCCCGGAAAGGGAGCCAGGUCCCAAAGCCCGCCGAAAGGAGGGAGAAGAGUCAGGGGGGUCAGCGUCAGAGGAAUCCCGGAAAGAAGAGACCCCAGGGGGCAGAGGGACCCAGAGAAGAACAGUCAGGCGGAAAAGGUGGAGCAGGGCUAGGAUAUUAAGUUGGUGUACAAGGGGCGGAGACUCAGACGGAGCUUCGCCGGUCUAACCAUGAGACGUAGAGUUGCACGCAGCAGUUUGAGAAUGGAAACUGUAACUCAAUAAAGACUUUUGUUUAAUGAUCGCUGGCUAGCGUGAUCCUCUGUGAGCUAGGAUCUGGAAGCAGCUCUGACAGUAAGCUCCGUCUCUUUAAAUUGUGGGCAUCUACAGCCUCGCGGAGAGGAGAGAAAGCGGGUGCCUACUAGCGAGCUCACGAAAGGCAGACAAUAUGACGGCCGAACAGCAGAUAGCGGAACUCAGAGAAGCAGUGUCACGACUGAAUGCCGAGGCUCUCGCAUCCAGGAAGAGAGAGGAGGACGCAGCUGCCGCCUACAGGGAUCUCCAGGUCAGGUUGGAAGUGCUUACGAAGCAAGGGCAACUGACACCCAAACCGGAGGGGAUUGGGUUGGGGAGACGAACAGGCGGUCUGGUCUCUCACUUCGAUGGGAAUUUGCAACAGUACCCCAACUUUAGAGCAGAUGUAAUGUGUGCACUGCAACUGCUGGACAAAGACUUUAGAGAUGAGCAAGAGAAGGUGGGAUUCAUCAUGUCCCAUUUGCAUGGAGAUGCUAAAGCAUGGCUGCGCAAUUUGUGGAGAGAUAAGGAUCCGGCGCUCCAAAAUGCGGAUGCCUUUAUUAAAGCGAUGGAUGGGUGCUUUUAUCAAGCAUUGACGUGGAUCUUGCUCGGCAGCAGAUACAUGGACUGAAGCAAGGGAGGGCCAGCGUAAGGCAGUACCAUGCCCGCUUUUCGCUUUGGUCAGUGCUCUGGAAUGGGACAGAGAUUCGGCUCCUGUAAGAGACCUGUUUUGGGAGGGAUUGCACGGCUCGGUUAAAGAUGAAAUUGCGAGGGGAGAGACCCCGGACCACGCAGGAGAUCGUUCAGAGGGCGCUGGCGGUGGGGGUGCGGCUGGAAGAACGUCCGUGGAGCAGGGACGAAGGGCGUGGAGGGCGCGAACCAGCCAGGGGCUCCUCCUUCCUUCCCAGAGAAGCAGCGCGUGCGCAAUCCACGCCUCCGCCAGGAGGAGGAGCGGAACCUAUGGAGGUUGGAGGUGCAAGGGCUCAGUCAGCAGCCAGAGCCCUAGCACCGGCAGCAGUGAAAGCGAAGCCUCCUAGAGGGAACAGGAAGUGUUACAUCUGCGAUGCUCCACAGCAUAUGGCGAAAGAGUGUCCCCAGAGGCUCCACAAGCACACUGCAGCUUCAGCAAUGGUAACUGCAGCAACGCAGCAAGGAGAACCACAGCAGGGAAACGACGGAGUCUGGUUGGAGGAAGAGGCACUGGGGCCCAACCAGACGUGUCAGUGAAGCAGUCCCCAGAGAUUUUACAGCCCAUGGACCCCUCCCGCCCAAACCAGUAGUGAGGCUCACCGCGUCGCUCCAACUGCCCAAUGGAAUCACCAUGGACGUGCCAAUCACCAUUGACUCCGGAAGCAAUGCGGACUUUAUAGGGCAGGACUUUGUCGACCGGCACGCUAUACAGUUGCUGCCUGCCACGCUGCCCCUGCAGGUUGUCACGGUGGAUGGCAGGGAGCUGCUAGGGGGGCAAGUGGUGAAGCAGACGCCACCAAUGGUGAUGCGGCUUGGGAAUCACAGGGAAAUCAUCAGCUUCAAUGUCACUCAACUAUCGGACACGCCCAUUGUAUUGGGCAUGAGUUGGCUGGACAAGCACAGCCCGACGCUGGCUUGGUACCAGAGGCAGCUGACCUUCGGCUCUUCCUUUUGCGCUGAACACUGCAUCGUGCCCCGGCAGGAAGGAGAGGAAGAGGAGUCACAGCUGCAGCUGGGCACGCUGCAAGCGGUUCCCCACAAGUACGCAGAAUUUUUGGAGGUUUUCUGCGAGAAGGAGGCAGACAGGCUACCCCCACACAGACCAUAUGACUGCAAAAUUGACCUGCUGCCGGGGGCGGCGCUGCCCAAAGGGAAGCUGUAUUCCAUGUCUGAGGAUCGAACUGCAGGAACUCAAAGAGUUCAUAGAUCAUAAUUUGGAGCGCGGUUUCAUCCGAGAGUCCAAGGCAGCGGGGGGGCAGUCCGGUAUUCUUUGUUAAGAAGCGGGACACGCCUCAGAAAAGACUUGUAGUGGACUAUCGCAUUUUGAACAGCGUGACCAAGCCAUCGGACUUCCCCAUGCCCCGAAUCGACGACCUCCUCGCAAAGGUACGGAAGGGCAGCGUCUUCACUAAGUUGGACCUGCGAGGGGCGUACAACCUCAUUCGCAUGCGGGAAGGAGAUGAGUGGAAGACAGCCAUGUUCACGCCCUUGGGCACCUACGAAUAUAGAGUUAUGCCUUUUGGAUUGCAAAAUGGUUCCCACGUUUUCAAGCUUUCAUGCAUCACGUGUUGGCGGGGCUCCUCUACAAGACGUGCGUCUGUUUCUUGGAUGACAUCCUGAUCUUUUCGGAAUCGCAGCAGGAGCAUGACAGACACGUCAAGGAAGUGCUGAGCAGGCUACAGCAACAUAGGCUUUACGCCAAGCUGGAGAAGUGCCAAUUCGACGUGACGGAGGUGGAUUUCCUGGGCUACAAGUUGUCUGAUAAAGGGCUCGCCAUGGACAGCGCCAAGGUCCGAGCAGUGUUGGAUUGGAAAAGCCCACGCAACCGGAAGGAGGUCCAACGGUUUGUCGGCUUUGCGAACUUCUAUCGCAAGUUUAUCAAAGGCUUUGCCAUGCAGACAGCGGCCAUCACGGACACGCUCAGCUCCAAGAAAAAGAAGUUCAUCUGGACAGAGCAGGCGGAGCAGUCCUUUCAGGCACUCAAGCGUCUCUUCGCGUCGGAAGGGCAACUGCUUCAUGUCAACCCCAGCAAGCCGAUGAGGGUGGAGACAGACGCUCGGACAGAGCCGUGGGAGCAGUCCUGCUGCAGAAGGACCCGCAGGGGGUUUGGAGGCCGGGAGCGUUUUACUCAAGGAAGCUCAGCAAGUCCGAACAGAACUACACCAUCUGGGACAGGGAGUUGCUGGCCAUUCAUGCAGCGUUCAAAGCGUGGAGGCACUUCCUGAUCGGCGCCAAGCACACGGUGCAGGUCUGCACGGACCACAAGAAUCUAGAGCACUGGCGCACGGCACAGUUCCUGAACCAGAGGCAGAUACGUUGGGCUGAGUUCUUUGCGAAUUUCGACUUCCGAAUAGAGUAUGUCCCGGGGACACCAACAUCAUGGCGGAUGCUCUCUCCCGUAAGCCGCAGUAUCUGGAGGAGGCAACGCCAGCGGCCGCCAUGCACAUCUUCGCACCGACAGUGUGGGCGUGCACGGCGGCAACAGUUGACCUGGAGGCGGUGCGACGAGCGUUGCAGGAUGACUCCUUCGCGCAAGCAAAGAUGGCAGAGGCGCACAGGGGCACGGCAGCGACCGACGAGUUCCAGCUGCGAGAUGGUUUGCUCAUCCGUAAAGGGGCCAUCUACGUGCCGGGAGACGAACUUCGCGCCAAGGUACUGCAGCAGCUGCACGACGCGCCCACUGCCGGGCACUUUGGCAAGGAGAAGACGGUGGAAUUAGUAGCCAGAGACUUCUGGUGGCCAGGAAUGAGAGGGGAAGUCGCGGACUACGUGGCGAGGUGUGACACCUGCCAGAGGGCCAAACCAGUGCACAGACCGCCGGCCGGAUUGCUGGAACCGCUGCAAACUCCGUUCGAACCAUGGGAGAGAGUGGCCCUGGACUUUGUCACGGAUCUGCCCAGCUCGAGGGGCAAGACGGCUGUGCUGGUGGUGGUGGACUUGUUCUCCAAGAUGGCACAUUUCAUUCCGUGUGCGAAGGUGGCCACGGCGGAACAAACCGCCAAACUGUUCAUAGACCACGUGUUCAAGGUUCACGGUCUGCCGCGGUCUAUUCUGUCCGACCGAGGGCGACAGUUCAUCUCGAACUUCUGGCAGAGGCUGAUGGGCUUCCUGAACGUCAAGAUCAACCUGGCGUCGGCUAGACACCCGCAGACCAAUGGGCAAGCGGAGCGGGUCAAUGCCAUCAUGCAGCAGUACCUGAGAUGUUAUGCGAAUCAACAGCCUGCGACGUGGGUGGAUUACCUGCCUCUCGCCGAGUUCGCCUACAACAACACGAAGCACGUGUCCACGGGGGUCACGCCGUUCUUCGCCAACAACGGGAGGCACCCCAGAACCUUCCCGGGACUGGAAAGAAUGGGGGAGGGGAGCCGCAGACAGCAGAUGCAUUCGCGUCGGAGUUGCAGGAGGUCCACGAUCAGCUGCGGCGGCACCUGGAGCUGGCUAAACACGCAUACAAGGUACAAGCGGACAAACACAGAAGGGUUGGCGAAGAGAUCCAUGUGGGAGACUGGGUCUGGUUAGCAGCCCACGCAGUGCCGGCCAGGUCGUUGGCGAAGAAGAAACUAGGGCAUAAACAACUGGGGCCCUACCAAGUCGAAGAACGGGUCAACCCGGUGGCUUUCAGGCUGGCUCUUCCGGAGGGUUCCAGAAUGCAUCCGGUGUUCCACAGAUCGGUGCUCACUCCAUACAAGGCACCUCACAGGUUUCAGGAACCAGGAACGGCACCGGGUCCGCUCCGAGAGAGAACCGGGCAGGGGGGAGUGGCACGGGAGGAGCGCAUCAACGAAGUCACGGAGAUUUUGGACUCCAGAUGGGGGAAGAGGGGGUAGAAUACCUUCUCGCCAAGGAGGGCACCCCGGCCAGUGCCAACAGCUGGGUGCCGGGCUACGCUUUAGACGAACCUCUGCUCAAAGAAGAGUUUCAUGCCCUCUUCCCACAUAGGCCAAUGCCAGCAGACUUUUUCGACGACUGGCUUUUCACGCCCACACUUUCAGCCAGAACGAUCCGGUGGAACGACUCGGACGAGGAACCGACACGAGACGCCCGUUCCCCGGAGGGGUCACCCUCGGGAUCUGCUUCAGAACCCUCGUAUUGGUGGGAUGAUCGACCAGAGGAGCAGUUCCGCAGAAGGUGGCUGGAGGGUCCAGGACGAGCAACGUCUCCAGAAGGUAACGAGGGAGAGACGGACAUGGACGUUUUCAGGGACGACCCGGGUUUCGAGCACGGCGGCACAGAGAUGGAAGCGGAGGUGACCGUCGUCAACGAGAGCAGGGAGGAAGAACCGGAAGACUUCAGAUGGCGGCCCGCCACGGGAAGCGAACUGUAUCCGACAUUCGUCCCCUGACACGGCAGCACCCAGAUCCCGCACCGGAAGGAGGGGAGGGGGAAGAGGGGGCUUCGAGGGGGAUGGAUGUCAGGGGUUCAGGAGCAGAGGCAAGGGCAAGGGAGGAAACAGAGAGCGAGGGGAGGAGGCAGAAGAAAAGAUGAGUGAUGACGACGACCCGAGAUCUCCGAGUCUUUCCAGUGAAUCAGAAGAUUCACAGAAAGGAGCACCAGUGGCCAGGGCAAGGGGGGAGCCUAGGGGGACGCCCCAGGAAGAUAGAGCCAGAGGGGACUCAGAGGGGAGCAGUUGGAAAUCGGGACCAGCGUCACCGCCAGAGAGCAGGGAAGAGGAAGGGAGCCAGGGAUCAAGCGCUGGCAGCUCACAACAGGGGAGGGCACGAGUCAGGAGUGGCCACACCUCCAUCGGGGAGCGAAGACACGGUCAGACGGAAGGUGGAAGGGUGGGCGCGCGCGCGAAGUUCAAAUGCACAGGAAGGUGGCACAGUAGGCAGCCCGGAAAGGGAGCCAGGUCCCAAAGCCCGCCGAAAGGAGGGAGAAGAGUCAGGGGGGUCAGCGUCAGCGUCAGAGGAAUCCCGGAAAGAAGAGACCCCAGGGGGCAGAGGGACCCAGAGAAGAACAGUCAGGCGGAAAAGGUGGAGCAGGGCUAGGAUAUUAAGUUGGUGUACAAGGGGCGGAGACUCAGACGGAGCUUCGCCGGUCUAACCAUGAGACGUAGAGUUGCACGCAGCAGUUUGAGAAUGGAAACUGUAACUCAAUAAAGACUUUUGUUUAAUGAUCGCUGGCUAGCGUGAUCCUCUGUGAGCUAGGAUCUGGAAGCAGCUCUGACAACAUGUAUUUAUAUAGCACCAUCAAUGCACAUGGCUUUGCACAUUUAAAACAAGAAAUUGAACCCUCCAGAGUGCAAUCUAAGAACUGCAGUCUAAGAAUUGCGAGAAGGGCUGCUCAGCGACUGAUCUCCUCAUGUUGCUAUCUCUGGCGGAGGAGGGUUUCCUGCUUGUGGGUUUCCCUGUGGGGCAUUUGGCUGGCCGCUGCCAGAAGAGGAACUAGCGGGCUCACUGGCCUGACGGACCAUGCUCUGCUUCUGCUCUUAGUCCCACCGAGAGGGAGGAGGGAUGGCAGGGACGGGGGAGGGGGCAGCCUGUGCCGUUGGCCACUGUGAGAAAGGGGUGCUGGGCUUGCUGGGCCCCUUUUGGCCUGAUCCGACAAGGCUAAUGCCUUGGGGGUGUGCCUGCACAUGCUUUUGAGCCAGGAAGCCCGGGAGGGAGACUCAGCGGAGUUGACUUGUGCCCUUCUCUCUUCCUCACGUAGGGAGACCAGGUCCUGACUGGCUCAUGGGUACCCCGCAAUGCCCUCCAGCUCUGGGACCUGCGCCUGUCUCGCCUGUGGCAAACCCUGCCCUUCCCCUGCAGCCCCACGCAGGGCGAGUUCCUCUACUCGGCCCAGUUUUGCAUGGGGGACGUGGUGCUGGCUGGCGGCAGCGGGACCAGUGGGGCAAGCGCCAUCCACACGGGCACUGGCCAGGUAAGAGGACCAGCAGCUCAGGAUCCUGCGCCUGCUGAGUCACGUUGCCUCCUCUGCUGGCAGCCCCACUCCCAGGGCUGAAAAUGGAGAUGGGGGGUGAGGGGUGGGGUCCACCUGCAUCCUUCCCCACACAAGGCACACGCCCUGAACCGUCGUUUCUCUCCUGGGCUGCUUCUGCCCCUGCUGGAGCGCCCCCUGUUGGAGGGGGCCUGCCUGCCUCCUGCCAGGCUCCUUGCUGACCCCCCUCUUCUUCUCUCCCUCUUCCUGGCAGGUGGUCGGGGAGAUUCUGCUGCCCAACAAGCCCGUCCAUGUGGUGGCCUCUGCCCCCGGAAGCCAGGCUGUGGCUGUGGCUGGGGCAGGGGCAACCUUCACUUGGCAGAGCUGCACUGAGCCCUGGAAGGAAGAGGCAGAGCAUCCUGCAGAUGCCCAGCCCUGGAGUUCAGGGGCAGGGAAGCCGUCAGCCCCACGCUGCCACUUGCCACAGGGGUAAUGUGGGUGGGUGCCACCCCCUUUCCCCUCCUUGCCCUGCCCAGGCCCCCUGCCCUCCCUACCUCAGUUUCCCUUGUUUGUUCUGCCUGAGGAGGGGGCUCCGCCUGGACCAGGGGAUGCCUGGAGCAGAGGCUCUUCCCUCCUUCGGAUCUGUGCAAUAAAAGCUUCUUGCAUCUGGAGAAGCGGCUGGCAGGAUUUGUUUCAUGGGUGGGUCAAGUGGACGGGACCCACAGCAAGGCUGGAGCAGGAGUCUGGGUGGGGUUGGCUAGCUGCAGGUUGGCUCAGCUUUUUGAGGACCCUGAAGCGCACGUGGGGAAGUAUGUACGGCAGAAUCCUGGCAAGACUUGAAACCCCCCUGCUCAAACCACCACCAGUUCAUUUGUCGUAGAGCCAGCUGCUUUGACCAGCGCCUGGAAGCGGCUACUGCCUCUGCACUUCUGACUUCACAAGGCCUUGUUUUGUGGCGGAUGAAAAAACUCCUGAGUCUGCCAUCUUUCUGUCCCUGGCUCUGCAGUGGCCCAGCAGCCCUUCUGACAGGGCUCCGUGAGCCCCCAUAGCCCAGGGAAGACAGCCACAUGAUGCUGCCUCUCAGGUCAGAGGCAUCUGGGGGGGCUGUGCAGGCAGGGGCGGCUCCAUCAGGCAGUGGGGUGAUGGGCGGUGCGCCUGCCGGCAUCUAGUUAGUGGCAAAACCGCCUUUCUGCUUGCUAAGUCUCUUUGGAGUCGGGGGGGCAGGGGUCCCUCUCCCACCAACCACAAAGCUCCCUGGAUAUGUCCUCCUGGCACCACCUUUUGGGCAGUGCCCCCCCCCCAACCCAGAAGGCAAACACCUAUGCAAAGGGAUUUGGAUGGGUGUUCAUUUCCUGGGCUUUUUUGGGGGGGUGUCCCCAGUUGGGCAUUCCAGCAAAGCGGGAAUGCACCUUUUCCUGCUUCCAAAAGGGGGAGGCAGUGGCAGCUCCCCUAGCCCAGCUGGUUUGGACGCUUCCCCAUUGUUGGAGCCAUUGAAACAUUAUGGGGUGGUGGCUCUGCUGUCAGGAGCAGGGUCUGGGACUCCAAGGCAGGAGGUGAGCUGCUGGGGAGGGUCUUUGAGUUCCAGCUAGGAAGGAGGGGGGGCAGAGGAGGGGGUCCCUUGGCGCUGCUGUGGCCAGGCUUUCCGGGUGCCCCUCAGGCAGGGUCUCCCGCAAAUGGUUCUGGGGAAGCAAUCCUGGCCAGGCUCCCUGCCCUGUGGUGGAGAAUGGCCGCUGCCCAGCCAGAUUCGUGCAUAUUGAUUUAUUUUUAACAUUUAGAUCUUGCCUCACAGUCCCAGGGAACCCUCAACGCAACUCACAGAGCAACUUCAAACUCGGGUCCUGCCAGGCCACCAAACUGUUCCUUGCCCUGUGUGCCAGUCAGACGCCGUCCAGUAUUGGGGGGGGGACUUCAGGGCAGGCCACUCUUGUGGGUGGGGGCUGGCAUUGGCACUGUGAGUUCUACACAGCAGCUGGGUCCCCCAAAGCCUCUUCCCUCUCCUACUGCUCUUAGAUCCGGCGCUGCAGCUGGGCCUGGCAGCCUUCCUGGUGCCAAAGGCUGCCCACUUCUGGACUACUGCUGAAGUCUAGGCCAGUGCUUUGGCUGGGCCUGCCCUCCUCAGUCCUUGCCCACAAUCCUUCACGCCUGCAAUGUCCAUGUGGAGUCGUCUCUUAAGAAUUCCCUGCCAGAUUUGUUUUCAGAGGCUCAUACCUUUUGCGAUUCGGGAGGGUCUCUGGGAAGCAGUGCAGGGAGAGGGAUGCCCGCAUCCUGCCCACUGCACCCAGGAGGCUCCCCCCCCAAGCUGUGAAUGCAGCAGCCCUCUGUGGUGGUGCUUUCGUGCGGGAGGUUGCUGGUGCCACUGGGAAGGAGACCUGCGUUCCAGAGGAGUAGGAGGCAGCUCUGCCACAGCAGCUUGAUCCAUGAGGGCUCAGUGCAGAAUUGGCAAAGCCCUGUUCUGCUCCAAAGGCGUUUCCCAAGUAUGGAAGAUGUAGGUCCAUGGUAAGAAGUCCCACUUCUCUGCCCUUUGAGCCUUCUCUGACUGGCGUAAGGGAAGGGGCUCCUUUCAGAGCCUGGCCCGGCCGGUCACCCAGCUGGUACGUGAGGGUGCUGGGUGGGCGCCUACAGUCCAAGAGGGUCCAUGAAGUCACAAUAGACCAAGGGCAGUGGCAGGAGCCUGGCCUUGACUCCGGCGCAUCAUGGAGCAGCCCUGCUGUCACCUGCGGACGGCAGCAGCCAGGGCCCUUGGGGGGGUCCUUGGUGCACAAGGUGGGGGGCCCCCCCUCUGCAGCAGGUGCCUCCAAGCACAGCAUUUGCAAGCAGCCUGAAAAAGGCAGAGAGAUGUCAGGACCUGGGCUGCGUACUACUACAACAACUUUAUUAUUUUUACCCUGCCACUCCCCCACCCCCCAUGGUGCUGAAAGAGGGCUGGUGUGUGCAUGCACUGGGGCUGCAUCAAGGGAUGGGAGUUUCGGACCAAGUGCUUUGGCCAUAUGGUCGACACCCCGGCUUGGGACGCUGGGAAAAGCUUGUGCCUUUUUCUCCUGCCUGAGGCCCUUGACUGUCAUGCACUGGCUGGACACCCUCCAUCAGUUGCAAACCUAAAGGUUAAACAUGGGCUCCAGUCUGUUCAGAGGGGCUGAGGCUGAAGGGGGAAGCAGGUGGGCAAUGAAUAUCAGUCAUUUUUGUUUCAGUCAGCUGCUGCAACUGGAAAUAUUCUGCAUUCCCCAUUUCUAAAUAGAAGAGCCUUCUGCUAAUUUCUUUGGCUAGACUCCUUGGCAGAAGGAGGGAAGGUGGGCUGGCUCUGCUCAGAUGCUGGUUUUAACCUUUAAAGCCCUAUACGGCCUAGGACCCUUGUACCAAUGGGACCGCCUCUCCUGGUAUGUCCCAUGGAGGACCUUACGGUCUUCAAACAAAAACAUCUUGGAGGUCCCGGGCCACAGGGAGGUUAGGCUAGCCUCAACCAGAGACAGGGCCUUUUCGGCCGUGGCCCCAAUCUGGUGGAACGCUCUGUCACAAGAGACUAGGGCCCUGCGGGAUUUGACAUCUUUCCGUAGGGCCUGCAAGACAGAGCUGUUCCACCAGGCCUUUGGCCAGGACACACCUGACCCCCUCCUUUGGCAAUCCUCACAGAACUCUAGCCCAAUGGUUGCCAUUAAUCUGAUUUGAAUUGAUUUUAUAAUGAAAUGAUUUUAGAAUGUUGUAUCAUUUUUACUGUUGUUAGCCGCUCUGAGCCCGGCUUCGGCUGGGGAGGGUGGGAUAUAAAUAAAUUAUUAUUAUUAUU